UAGCCCAAAGCUAAAGGUUGUGAUUAAUAAUACUACACAUACUUACUAUGUACGAUUUCGCUGUUGGGUGCUCGCAUGCAUCAUCAUCCGUCCAUCGCUUGGCUGGCUGAUCGACGCUGCACUACCUACUCUGACCUACCUACCCAGGCCCGCAUCUUACGUACAGCUGGGCAAGGCGAAUCGAACUGCACCACACACUCUGACAUAAGUACUUUGCUAGGGCGAGCAUUGCUAUCUAUCUAUAGAUACGCCAAGGGCUCACGCCACAGCUCAAACACUGGUUCUUAAGGAAAGAAAAAGAAAAGGCAGACGAGAGAAGCCGCCACGAGAAGAGGAGACGAAGCUCAUUUCCCAGCAUGCCAGUCAAUUCGGUUAGGUACAGCAGUGAGCAUGUGUUGGGAUUGACAGGACGAGGUGUGGACCUGAGAAGGAGCCUGAUAUAUUGGUCUGAAACGAGUGAGAAUCGUAGGACCGGGAAGCAGAAAUGCCCAAUGCUGGAUUCUACCACUCACGGGGACGUACGUAUCAGUCUCGAUAUUAUCAUGUGUAUUGGAACGGAAUGUACUGGAGUUUCUUGGCCAUGUCAUCGAGCGACCCAGCGCGGUGGUGCGGUCCCGAACAUCGCGAGAGUUACACUACCCACAAAUCCACCAUACAAAUAUAUGUACGGUACGGUAUUUGAUUUAUAUCACUCCAAGGUCGCACGUACCUACUUACGGAAUGGGCUGGGGAUUGAGCGCCAUGACGAGUUGCAAGGUAAGAUAGCGCUGCAUGGCAUACUGAGGAGUAUCCAGUGCAGCCAGCGCAUCCAGUCUGUUGGGACGAUGGAUGGGUCUCUUCCUUCCAGAAAAGACGAGAGCUACACGUGUACGACUGUAGAAUGUGCUUCAUUAGCACGUGUCUGCCAGGUACUCUACAUACACAGUAGGAGGGCUCCGUUUGCGUGUUUGAGCUUUCGCAGGAUUCUAUUAUUAUCUGAUGCCCGAUAUCUCGCUCAAGCUCUCGUGGCCGAUCUAGCGCUGUGCUCCCCAGCUCUCGUAUAUUAGCGUAUCAGUGCUGAUAUUGGCCUCCGCUAUCAUCGCAGCCUUAUAGCAAAACAGUUAGGCUUGCUGUAUGAUAAACGCGAUGAUGGGGUUUUGCUGGGUCAACGUCCCAGCUUUCGCGUUAGGGAGCGCUUGAACGCUCGAUCCUAUCUCGUUACAGCAGAUAUCGCGCGGCUUUCAACUUUAGGCGGCCGAUCUGCACUGCAUAUGGGUAUUAUCUCGGCGGUGGCGGAUCUAGCGGAUGAGAUGGCUUAAGAAUUUACGGAGCUGGUCCCUUAUUCCUUGUCCAUGAUACCGGAGUUCGGGUCUCUUCGGGCUAACUGUAGAGCUGGUACACUAGAUAUCGGCUAGCUUGCCAGACCGUCUCCAAUCGCCGUAACCGAGGAAGAUACUUAUUACUAUCAUUCUUUAGCCACCUGCGCUGCACCGUGCCCGAGCCUCAA
This is a messenger RNA of Xylaria bambusicola, 1486 nucleotides long. RefSeq lists its product as uncharacterized. NCBI's taxonomy places the organism in Eukaryota, Fungi, Ascomycota, Sordariomycetes, Xylariales, Xylariaceae. The transcript is spliced from 3 exons. The record is from RefSeq and is a predicted model, not a curated record. Bases 357 to 1046 code for a protein of 229 amino acids.